GUCCGCUCGCUUUUAGUUGGAAUGUUCGCUUUCUAAGAAUAUUUGAGACAGUUUCAAGUGGUUGCAAGAUCGUCAUCGUAAUAAAAAAGUAAACACAAUUAUUAUUUUACUGUUUCGUAAAAAAAUGUAUGUAGUUUUAUAGAAAAUGGAAGAGAAAUAUAUAUUGACUUUGGAUAUUGGUACCACAACAAUACGUUCUUUUAUUUACAAUUCAAGAGCGGAAUCUGUAGGAAAAGCCGUCGACCAGGUCGUUCUACAUUAUCCUCAGGCGGGAUUUGUUGAAAUUGACCCCGACGAACUAUGGCAUACGAUUAUAAAUGUGGUCAAAAAGUCAUUGCAAGAUGCCAGUUUAUCAGCAGGCCAAAUGUCAGCUAUGGGCAUAUCAACACAGAGAAGUACUUUUAUAACAUGGUCUCGGAAAUCUGGGAAACCUUUCCACAGGUUUAUUACGUGGAAAGAUAUGAGAGCUGAUAAAUUAGUGAAGCAAUGGAAUGAUUCUUAUACUUGGAAGGCAAGCAUUGAAGAAUUUGUACUUGGAAAUUUACUACAUAAUAUAGUUGUUAGUUGUAUUUCUCCACUUGGGCAUACUAAGGGGUUUAGGCAGGAGUCGUUGAUAAAAGCUGGUGCAUUUGCUCUUUAUCUAAUAUCUAGAAGUAAAAGAUUUAGAGCCGGCAGUGCAUUGAAAUUUAUGAAUACCCAGACCACUUUAAGAUUACAAUGGGCGGUACUAAAUAUUGCCACUUUGAAGACAGCCAUAGAGGAAGACGAUGCUAUGUUUGGAACCUUAGAUUGUUGGUUAUUAUAUAAAUUGACAGGUAACAAGCUCCAUGCGACUGAUGUUUCAUCAGCGUCUGCUACCGGUUUCUACGAUCCAUUCACUAUGCAGUGGGCUGGUUGGGCGAUGAAUCUCUUCCAUAUACCGGUGAACGCUCUACCCACUGUAGUGGAUACCGCCGGCGAACACUUCACUAGCACUGACCCAUCUAUUUGGGGUCACGCUAUACCUAUUAGGAGCUCUAUGGCGGACCAAACGGCUUCCAUGUGGGGUUCGUGUUGCUUCGACGUUGGCGACGUGAAACUUACCAUGGGCACGGGGACAUUCUUCGAUAUAAACACGGGUGGCACGCCGCACGCGAGCGUCUCAGGCUUAUACCCAGUGGUGGGAUGGCGAAUUGGGAAAGAACUGGUGUAUUCAGCUGAGGGUGCUAACAAUGACACAGCUUCUAUCAUCAAGUGGGCACAGAAUCUAGGUUUAUUUGAUAAUCCAGAGGAUACAGCGGAAUUAGCAACAUCUGUACCAGACACCGACGGAGUGUACUUCAUACCAGCCUUUAGUGGAUUAGGGCCUCCAUACAAUGAUGGCUCGGCGGCGGCCGGUUUUGUAGGUAUGAAGCCGUCAACGACGCGCGCGCAUCUUGUACGCGCCGUACUCGAGUCGCUCGCGUUCCGUACCGCUCAGUUGUACGCUUGUGUACGGGCCGAGACGAACUUUGAGUUUAAUAGUAUAAGGUUAGAUGGCGGGGUGUCAAAUAACGAUUUCAUUGCUCAGUUAGUGGCAGAUCUAACUGAUCUGCGAGUAGAGCGGCCUAUGAACGUGGAAAUGUCUUCGUUGGGCUGUGCUCAUAUAGUCGGUAUGCAAUUAGGUAUAUGGAAGUCGAAAGACGAAUUGCGAGCUCUCCGCAAAGUAGGUUGCGUUUUCAAACCGCGUUCUAAUAUGCGCAAAUAUCUCAGUGCAUCUAUACAACGCUGGGAGGACGCCGCUAAACGUAUGUGCGGUUGGUAUUCCGAUCAUAAAUCCUCUAACUCAUUGGCGACAGUGUCCGAUUCUAGUAGUAACUCGGUUACGCCACAGAAUAGCUUUAAAGUCACACCUAGGAAGAACGGUAGAUGUUCUAAAUAGCGGUGGCUUUUUUACGCGUUCGCUUUGACAGCAGCGUGUGUACCCUUGUAUAGAUGAUAUAUCGCAAGGAUUAGAAGAAGUAAUGGUUGAAUAUAAAUAGUUUUAGUAUACCGCACACUGCUCAGUUAAUAAGACAAAUUUUAAAAGGGCUUUAAAUAGUAAAGAUACAAAAUGUACGUACUUUUGAAGCAGU
Diatraea saccharalis (sugarcane borer) is the source of this 2093-nucleotide messenger RNA. NCBI's taxonomy places the organism in Eukaryota, Metazoa, Arthropoda, Insecta, Lepidoptera, Crambidae. The record is from the annotation of a GenBank genome assembly.